Molecule: messenger RNA, 363 nt
Organism: Darwinula stevensoni
Lineage: Eukaryota; Metazoa; Arthropoda; Ostracoda; Podocopida; Darwinulidae
Source: the annotation of a GenBank genome assembly
UCGUCUAUGGUUACCUGAAGGAACAUUCAUCCACAUCCUCCAGAGAUGCCGAUCCCUUUCAGCUCAUCCAUAGUCUCCUUCUCGUACAAGGCAGCAACAAUAUCACCACCACCACUCCGUCACCUUCACCUGGACCCGGCCAGGCGACUUCACUCGACUUUACGCUGGGAAUCCUCGUACCUCUGUAUUCCAUCAUAUUUUUCUUGGCCAUAGUGGGGAAUUCUCUCGUCAUACUGAUUCUCUUGCUCAACAGAAGACUUCGUUCCGUCACCAACCUCUUCCUAAAACAGGAUAAUUUAGGCCAGAGUCAUGUCCUUGAAGUUAUGGGUAUCACAUCCCUAAACCUUUUCCUGACCUACUCAU